Molecule: messenger RNA, 480 nt
Organism: Fusarium oxysporum Fo47
Lineage: Eukaryota; Fungi; Ascomycota; Sordariomycetes; Hypocreales; Nectriaceae
Exons: 1
Coding region: 127-402 (91 amino acids)
Source: RefSeq, a predicted model, not a curated record
UGUCUUGAUAAUCUCUGCAUCUUUCUAUCUUCAUCUGAUUUUGCUUGGGACGCGCAGGUGCUGGGGAGCAGGAUGGGGUGGCUAAUAGGAACCUAAGCCACGGUAGGGAGGAGUCGGGGUGUCAAAAUGGAUGUUAUGUUCCAUGCGCUGGCUAAAGCUGCAUCUUUGCUGUUCACAGGAGCUGACGAUGUGGGAGCAUGUCGCCAGUCCUACCUAGGUACUAUCUGGAUUCCUUACAGUUCUACUAGGGACUAUGGCUUUGUCUACACAAUAGGGUUCAGAAACUUGGCUGGGCAAGAUCGAUUAGGCCGGCUGCUAUGGCCGUUGGAGGUUGUCAUUUAUUUCGUCUACAUAUUGUAUUUCUUCCUCUCAUUGAACUACCCUCUCAUGAUUGAUAGGUAAUUCUUUAGACAUCAACUCUCCCUGCUUUUCACAUUAUGUCUUGCAUACUAGAUCAAUAUAGGAUGCUCAAGAAGUACU